AUGCCCCUCCCCACAAUUACGUCUUGUGAACCACUCCCCGUCCCCUUGCGCAGGACUGCAGUCAACCAUCAUCUCCGUACCAAAAUGGAAGAACCGCACAUCGGAUUCAUAGGUCUUGGGAGCGCCGGUUUCCCUCUGGCUGCCUGUCUUGCGAGAAAGGGCCGCCGUCUGUUAGUGCGCGAUGCAGAUCCCACCAGAGGCAUCCAGUUUGUCGAACAACACCCCAGAUGUAGAGUCGCUACUGCGAGCGCCGAAUCCUUCUCCGAAUGCGAAGUCGUCAUCACAAUGUUACCAAGCGAUAGCGUGGUCAAACAUGUGCUGUUGGGUUCCACAAUCAUCGACACCAGCUCCUGUCCGCCUCUCGAAACUCGUGCGUUGGGACUGGAGCUCAGUAGGUUGAAUGUAGAGCUGGUCGACUCUCCUGUCACGCAAGAGCACUUGCAUGCCAUCGACAGUGGGCAUGCAACACUCAUGGUUGGCUGCGACAAUCCAGAAACUCUGGAAAAAGUCACGCCCAUUCUCAACGACAUGAGUGCUCAUUUGUUCCCCAUGGGCGGUCUGGGUACCGGCCACACGAUGCAAGCCUUGAACAAUUAUGUCGGCGUUGGAAGUAUGAUCGCUCUCUGUGAUGCUUUGGUAACCGGUCGUAGGUUGGGGCUAGAUCCUCACACCAUGAUCGAGGCCAUGAAUGUCGGUACGGGUGCCAACUUCCUCACAAAGUACUCCCUGAAGAACCUCGAGUCAAAAGAUAGCGGAUUUCAGCUCGAGCUACUAGUCAAGGACGUUAAGAUUGCCAAAGACUUGAUCGAGAAGUCUGGAUUUCAGACCGAUCUUCCCUCUCUCGCCCUGACGUAUUUAGAAGAAGCGAGCCAGAGCGCUCCGAACGGGGCAGAUUACACCGCCUGUCUGGAAAGCUGGGAACACAGAGCAACACUAAACAUUAACAAAUCCGAGCGAAGUGAAGGAAAAGAAAAUUUGCAUCCCGUAUCUCAAGAUGAACCGGUUCUUCGCAUUCUAUACAAACACUGUUUUUUGAACUUUUUGAGGUCCAUACUACCAUUUUCUACUCUCGAUAUUAUGCCAUCGGAUCCGAGCAACGAUGGAACUCUCUCACCUUCUCGCGUCUAUAUAAACCGCACCGGGCUCGUCAUAUUGAUCUCCCCUCCACCUCUCUCCAUUGACGUUCGAAUUACCCUGUCACACUGGCUUGUCCCAGCCAACGUCAAGCCGGGUCCGUACUUCCAUCACACUGCAUCAUCUUCUACGGCAAUCCGACGACCCAGCGUAAACCAGUUUUCCUCCCAGUUGGCACUCAGGUCGAUUGAAUUCUCCUUCCCCUCUUGCAUCAAUCAAUCUUACCAAGGUUCACCUCAUCCUAGUCUAAUUCUCUCGACCUAUCGCCUUCCAUCCAGCUUACAUCCGUCAUCCCACCUCCAAACGCUAUUCCUCACGCCCUAUCUUCAAUCCACCAUGAAAGCCCGCGAAGUCGAUUCAGACCGGAUUGCUGAAGUUAACCUCCAUCGAAAUGGUCGAGUAUCCGAGCUUGAUGAGUUCGGUGAAUACUGUGACCCGAAUGAUGGCGCCAUUUGCAGCUACGUGCCCGUGAGCGAUGGCGACGUCAUCAAAAUCGGGGGGAAAUGCGCCGGGACGACUGUCGCCAUUAGCUAUGACGUAGCCAUUGACGGCAUUCUGAGGAAGGCAAAGCAUUUCGAGCCAAAGCAUGUAGGGCGGACCAACAUGAAAGUUGACUGCGACAAGUUUUGGUACAAGAAGGAUAAAGCCAUCAUCGAGACAGAUGCGGUUGUAGAAGUAGAACCGGAUCUGAACGUAACCCAGAAAGACCAGCCGGAGACAAUUGGAACGAUCGAUAUUCGCCUCUUCAUGGGCCGCAAAUUAGGUGACACGUGCUCUGUCGGAAACAACCGCACUUACUACAACGACGGCAUGGAUAUCGACUUGGAGGAUCCAAAUACCGAUGGCAAUGAAACGCCUCUAUCCCCAAUCACAUAUAGAAACAUUGCACAGGACGUCAAAAUUCUCUUUAACCGAGAUUGCGCUGCGCUGGAUUCUAGGGCAGUCACGCGCAAUAGAACCAACACAGACAAGAAACGCCCAGGCAAGGUGCCAUGGGCUGUCUUCCGAUUCCAUCUUCGCUCUCUUGAUGCAAUUGAGCUUGCCAAGAUGAAGCAAACGUUUGACCCCAAUGACAAGAAAGCAAGUGUACCCCACGCUCUCAAGCUUGAAAAAGUACCACCAUUGGAAGCAAGCCCCAAAAAGGCUGCGAGCGGCGUUGCCAGCAACGCCUCUACCCCGGUCCCGGUAUCUACAGACGCGACGACGCCAAAUGCUUCCGAUAAUGAGCGACCGAAUCAAUUAGAGGAUAACGAGACGGGGAAGGCUUUGACUACGGAUGUGCCGCUUGAACAAGCCCCCAACAGCGCAUCAGGGCAUCUCACACGAGCCCAGCCGCCACUCACGACAGCUCCGAAUGCUUCCAAAGAAACGGCACCACUAAAAAUCACUGCCACCACUACAGCUGCAGCUCCACCUUCUUCAACUGUCUCUGCUGCGACGGUAACCGACCCCGCGAGCGUUCAUCCUCUACCAUCACCUCACAAGUCAGCCUCUACGGGACAGAAACUGAAACGUCGCUCGCAACCUAUGUUUCCCCUCCCACCCCCGAAGAAGUCUCUCGAAGCGCUCCAGCAAGCAGCGAGUCUUGGCCGUUCUACAGCACCACCUACUCCUACAUCUCCACCAAAACCACCAACCCCAACGACCCCUGGCGUUCCAAUCCGGCCUAAUGAGUCUAUACUACCUGCCGCGGAUCUCAAAGUUCACUCCAUUCAAUCUCCCACUGCAUCCUCUCAAAUAGCACCACCCGCUCCGGCUCUCAAACGCAGCGUAACCGACAUUCGACAAGAGCUCGCAGCAACCAAAAGCAAACGCCAGUGCAUCCAGGACGCCCGAGCGCAGUAUGCAGAGGAUCUCGCUCUGGCAAAGCAGUGGGAGGACGAGCUUGUGGAAGAGCGGAUGGGGUUGGUGGCUGAUGUGGCUGGGUUGAAAGGUGAUGAGAACAUGCAUCGAAUGUUCUUCCCCGAGAAGUAUGCUUGA
Periconia digitata is the source of this 3114-nucleotide messenger RNA. The record is from the annotation of a GenBank genome assembly. NCBI's taxonomy places the organism in Eukaryota, Fungi, Ascomycota, Dothideomycetes, Pleosporales, Periconiaceae.